AAGAGCAUAUAAUUAAAGAUCUCAUAAUAAUCAACAUCCACAAUUCGACAUUGUUUAGAAAGAAAGGGGUUGAGGAAUCGAAGAUCACUCAAACUAAAACAUUUCUUCAUUAUUCUAUUUAUGGCAUGUUUUACAGCCACAAAUCUCUUUCUUCCUACCCAUACCUGAAAAAUUAAUUUUUAUAAAUUAUUUAUUAUUAUGAUGAUGAUUUUGUCAGGACCCAGAAAUUUCAGAACUUGAGAUGCUUUUGGUGCAUUGAGGAUUGAGUAGCAUGUAUUCACCACUAUGGAUGAAGGGGAUACUGAGGAUGUGGCUCCUGUGAGUCGAGCGGAGGAUAUUCGAGCCCAAGGUAAAGAAAGUGAAAAUUUGGUGGAGAGCUGCAAUGUGUUGGAACCACGGGGGAGGGUUACUUUUAGGGAAGGGGAUAUCCGAAGGAGCUCAGUCCAGCAAUUUGUGGAUAUGUUAGGUGGAAACGAUGGCAAUAGUGAUGUAAAUGUAGCGGAAAUUCCUCGAGAUCCAUGUACAAGCUACCAUGAAAGUGGGGAGGUCAGAGUUCAGGAGCUAUUCUUGGGAGAUCACAGCUCUGGCUUUGGUACAAUGAAUGAGGGUGAGAUGAUGGAUACAAUUCUAAAUGAGUGGCAGCAUGGAUAUCAGCCGGGGAUCAGAUCAGAAGCUGAAACUUCACAUGAACACUUACUCCACAAGGAGAAAUCCUUCUCAACAUCAGGUGCUUGGAAAGACUCAAGACCUGCCAAUGUGUUGGCUGGGCAAGAAAUUAAUCAUAAUGCCAAUGUAAGCCCUGAUGAGACAACUCAAAAUGAAAGUGAUGCAGUUUUGCAGCAUGCCUUUUCAUCUGGGGCUAUGAGAAUGAAGAUUCUAUCCAGAUCUUCUGAAUGUCCAGAAUAUUUUGUUAGGAAUACACUAAAGGGUAAAGGGGUCGUAUGUAGAGGACCAAUUUCUGCUGCUGUAGAACUGAGGGGCCAAAAAAUUGCAAAGGCGGCUGCUGCUGCACCCAUAGCAGCCUCCAAUCUGCCAGUAAAUGUGGGACUAACUUCCAAUCCACCGGUAAAUGUGGGACCAAAAUCUCCUUUUUCAUCUAAUUACGGAGUCACUACUUCUGCUGGUUGUGAAUCUGUGAAUGAUGGCAUGAAUUUAAGGGAGUGGAUGAGAUCAAGGCAAAACAAACCGCAUAAAGUUGAUAGUUUAUAUGCUUUUAAGCAGAUUUUAGAGCUGGUGUAUUGUCUUCAUUCGGAUGGCAAGGUCUUGGCAGAUUUGCGUCCAUCUUCUUUCAGGCUGUUGCCGUCCAGAAAGAUCGAGUAUUUUGGGUGCAUAUGUGCACAGAAGGAAAUGCAGGGGAGUAUAAUUGGUAAGGAUAUUCUGAAGUCACAGACUCUGAAAAGACCAUUAGAGCUGGGUAUGUCAGCCCAAUCUUACUCGGGUGUGAAGCACCAGAAAUCUAUUGAUAAUGCAAACUUUUUCAAGUUGAAGUCACAGGUUCAAUUAGGAUGUGGCCCUAAACCAAUAACAAAUAAAAUUGAUGCCAAUCUUGCUGGUCCAGGAGUAUCUAAGACCUCAAGCAGGCUACAUUUGCUACCUUCAGCACAGCCGGCACUUUCUGUAAAUGAACAACAAGAAGAGAUUUGGUAUAGAAGUCCUGAGGAGCUCUGUGGCAGGGGUUGCACAGCCUCAUCAAAUAUCUACAAUCUUGGGGUCUUCUUAUUUGAGUUACUUAGCAGUUUUGACUCUGGGAAAGUGCAAGCUACAGCGAUGUCUGAUCUGCGUCAUAGAAUUCUUCCUCCCAACUUUUUAUCGGCAAACCCAAAGGAAGCUGGGUUUUGUUUGUGGCUUCUUCAUCCUGAACCUUCACUUCGGCCAACGGCCAGAGAUGUUUUACAAUCAGAAGUCGUGAGUGAAGUACAAGCAUUGUGUGGGGAUGAGAAAUUGUCAUCUAUUCAGCAAGAUGAAGGUGAAUCUGAGCUGUUAUUGCACUUUCUUUUGUCUGUGAAAGAUCAGAAGCAAAAACAUGCCUCAAAAUUGGUUGAAGAUCUAGGGUGCAUAGAUUCAGAUAUCAAAGAACUAGAGAAGAGGCACCUGUUGAAGAAGUCCAUGACUGCAACUUGCUCAGGAGAAGAGGGAUUACUCCAUGCAAGAGAAAGAGGUUUCCUUUACCACGGAGACAGGCAUCCUACCCCUGUCUUUGAUGGAGGAGACUCAAGGUUCAUGAAGAAUGUUUCUCAGCUGGAAAGUGCUUACUUUUCUGCACGAUCCCAAAUCCAUGAAUCUGUGAAUGAUACUGUGGUUCGUGCAGACAGGGAAAUUCUCAAAAGUAGAGAGAAAUGGUAUUCAGAUCAACAUGAUGAAGAAAUACAGGAACCUUUGGAUGACCAAGGAGCUUUCUUUGAUGGCCUAUGCAAGUAUGCUCGCUACAGCAAGCUCAAACUUUGUGGGACUUUAAGAAAUAGGGAUAUAAUUACGAACUCUACUAAUGUUGUCUGCUCUCUGAGUUUUGACCGAGAUGAGGACUACUUUGCCGCAGCUGGAGUAUCCAAGAAAAUAAAGAUUUUUGAUUAUCAGGCAGUUUAUGACAAUUCUGUUGACAUUCAUUAUCCUGUUAUUGAGAUGUCAAACAAAUCAAAGCUCAGUUGUGUCUGCUGGAACAAUUAUAUCAAAAAUUAUUUGGCUUCAACAGAUUACGACGGUAUUGUCAAGUUGUGGGAUGCCAGCACUGGUCAAGAGUUUUCUCAGUAUACCGAACAUGAGAAAAGGGCAUGGUCCGUUGAUUUUUCUAUGUUGGAUCCCAUGAAGUUGGCUACUGGAAGUGAUGAUUGCUCUGUAAAAUUAUGGAGCAUCAAUGAGAAAAAUUCUUUGCAUACAAUUCGGAACAUUGCAAACGUGUGCUGUGUUCAGUUUUCUGCUCACUCAUCCCAUCUGCUGGCCUUUGGGUCUGCUGAUUACAAGAUAUAUUGCUAUGAUCUCCGUAAUGCUAAUGCUCCAUGGUGUGUGUUGGCUGGUCAUGAGAAAGCUGUUAGUUAUGUGAAGUUUGUUGACUCUGCAACCCUUGUUUCUGCAUCAACUGAUAACACAUUGAAGCUUUGGGAUCUUAGCAAAUCUAAUGCUGCUGGCUUGUCCAACAAUGCUUGCAGCUUAACCCUUGGUGGGCAUAAGAAUGAGAAGAAUUUUGUGGGCUUAUCUGUCGGUGAAGGGUACAUAGCUUGUGGUUCAGAAACAAAUGAGGUUUAUACUUAUUAUAAAUCUCUUCCUAUGCCAAUUACCUCACACAAGUUUGGCUCAGUUGAUCCAAUAUCUGGAAAAGAGACUGAUGAUGGCAAUGGGCAGUUUGUUUCCAGUGUAUGUUGGAAAGGAAAAUCUAAUGUGCUUGUUGCUGCCAACUCCAGUGGAUGUAUAAAAGUGUUAGAGAUGGUUUAAGGAUUCAUAUUUACAAAACCAAUUGAGAAUUUAGUAUGUCUCCACACUCCAUCUUAUUCUGUAUUGGAUUCCUCUGGCGACUGUUCUGUGAAGGCGACUUGAUAUGAUCAUGCACUCUUUUUUCAUGAAGAGUGUGCCUUUGAUAAUGUUGCAUUUCUCCCAAAUGACAUGGUACUGCAGAUGUGAGGAUGGAUUGUUGUCGAACUAAUGCUGUGGUUCUUGGUAAUUCUCUAGCCAAAUCACAUUCUUUCUCAAUCGGUGGGGCUGGACCGGCCGGUAGCAAAAGAUUAUGGGCUGAAGGGUUUUUCAGUUAAAGAAAUCAAGUAUUCUCAUAAAACGCAUGGGUUGAAGAGAGAUGGAAGAGACUAUAUGCUUGAGUUUGAGUUCAUGUUCGUUGAUCAUGGUCCCAAUUGCUCAGGAGUACAUUUGAUUUUGACUCGAGACUGCUUAUUCCUGAUGGAUAGUGCAUUACCGGUCAGGGUUCAUCAAAUGUGAAUCAGGGACUUAAUUAAAUCUCGUGAACGUUUAAAGAGCGCAGACCUUCGAUCUUAACAGUGGCUGAAUUUUGGAGGAUUUAGAAGGCUUGACCAGAGGUCAUGCAUUUACAGGUAUAGAGGAGGAGGGGGGAGAAUUCAAGGUAAUGCAGGUUUUGAAACGAUGAGCUAUUGCAUUCGCAUUACGUCUGACCAAUCGACGGCGUGACACAAGAGGGAGGCCUUCCUUCACACACUCAUCAUAUUCCUCAAGAGCCGCCACAAUGUAACUAAAAUCUGGCCUUUUGUUUGGGUUUGCUGCCCAGCAUCUCUUUAUUAGAUGUGCUAAGGCAGGCUGACAACUUGCUGGUAAGGGAGGCCGAGCGUUCUGGCCAUACAAUAACACAAUUUAACAUCAGAUCAAACCGAUUGUAUGUUAAUCUAAAAUUCUCUUAGAAUUGUUAGAAGUUACGUUCUAUCCGUAGUCAAUCUGAACUGUCGUGUUAAAUUUGUUUUGUAAUGUAGAGACUAGAUGUCUAAAUGCAAAUUGUAAAUGUGCUGUGUACUUUUGACAUUCUAGUGAUAAUAAACUAGUUUUGUAGUGUAAAGACUAAAUUCAGACAAAGGUAGUAUUAUACACACGCAGUAUGUGCGAUGUACUUUUGACAUUCUAAUGAUAAAAGGGUAAUUUACUAUCAAUUCAUCUCUA
Messenger RNA from Chenopodium quinoa (quinoa), 4608 nucleotides. RefSeq names its product protein SPA1-RELATED 2-like. The coding region runs from base 286 to 3426 and encodes 1046 amino acids. Gene Ontology annotation, biological process: photomorphogenesis; protein phosphorylation. Gene Ontology annotation, molecular function: protein kinase activity; protein binding; ATP binding. The record is from RefSeq and is a predicted model, not a curated record. Lineage: Eukaryota; Viridiplantae; Streptophyta; Magnoliopsida; Caryophyllales; Amaranthaceae. The transcript is spliced from 11 exons.